Stylonychia lemnae is the source of this 2223-nucleotide messenger RNA. NCBI's taxonomy places the organism in Eukaryota, Ciliophora, Spirotrichea, Sporadotrichida, Oxytrichidae. The record is from the annotation of a GenBank genome assembly.
AUGGAAAAAUCUGCACCUUAAAUAGAUAUAAAAUUUACUCCAUUUUUUGCAGGAGUUGAUUAAUAAAUCUUCAGGCAUGGGCAUUCUUUAUACAAACAAAAAAUAUUCAAAGAAGCCGAAGUAGAAUUCUCAGCUUUGGCUUAAUAGCAAUCGCAAAAUUUAUUAAAUAGUAUUACAGCUGCUAUUUACCUCAUCAAAACUUUAAUUAAGCAAUCAUAUUUUGUAGAAGCAAAAGAUAAGCUCUAAUCUUUGCAAGAUUUAGUUAAUAAAAACAGUUAAGAAUUAACUUAAGACAUUAAGAAUUCCCUAGAGAUAUUCAACAUCUUAUCUCUUUACAGAGCUGGAUAUUACUUUUAGAUUAUUAGACCUCUUAAGUAAUUAGUAGAUAAGGAUAUUACUAAUCAAAGAGAUCUUAUCAAACUUUAAAUAGCUUUAGCAAAAGUUUACUUUAACCUAGGAAAUCAUUAUUAAAUGCUUCUCAAUAAAUUCACAAAAUACGUUCUUAAGAUUAUGAUAUUCUUUGAAGAGAAUAACUCUGUCAAGUAUUACAAAUAUUUGGAUAUGUACUCUUUAGCAAAGAAACUUUAACCAAGAGUAGUAAAUUAACACUUGCAAAAAAUUGACCAGAUUUAUUAGCAGAAAAAAAUAAAGUUUAGCAAUUAAGAAAUAACUUAUUAAGAAACUCAUAAAUAUUAUGUCUAGGCUGAAAUUAAUAGGCUAUCUUAUGAGCCUAAGGAUAGAAGUCUAUAAAUGGCUGCUCAACUCGCUAUCAGACUGCUAAAUAAUUAAACCAAAUUAGAUUAAGAUAAAAGAUUAAGUUUCUUGAGGUUUUAGUAUUCAACUCUCUUAAUAAUUUAAGAAGAACAGGAUGAAUCUGCCUUUUAAGCCAUGGAAAAAUAGUAUAAUCAGUUAUUGACUGAAUAUUAAACUUACUUUGACAAUGCAAAGUUUUUGAGAGAAGUAUGUAGAUAAGUUAGAAUUGGUCUUUACUUUUCGAAAUAUGAUGCAUUCACUUAAACUGUAAAGGAUGUAAUUAUCAAUGAGGUAUUGAGAAGAUAAAAAGAUAAUUACCCUUUAAGUAUUCAUACUUCUAAUGAGAUUAUAGCCUUAGCUGACUUCUUGAAAGAUAAAAAUCCUGCUUAUAGCUCCAUGAAAUUCUUCUAAAUUGAUAUUUUGGAAUAAAUUGAAGAAUAUAGAUAAGUAUUGUAUCUAGAGGCUCUUGAUUAAUUUCCAAAAGAUUAUUACCAUCAAUCAAGAGCUGCAAAAGAGAUAUUUGAGUUAGAUGAUUAGUAUUAUUUUGGUAAUCUUUAAAUAAAUGAUUAUAUAAACAGAGCUGAUUUUAUACUAAGAUAAUUAGCAUAAGAUCUCUAUCAUGGGAAUUAUAAUUGCAUAGGAGUGCAUAUUUUGAAGAAGCUAAAAUUCGCUGCAAUGGAAGAUUCAGUCAAGAAGGGCGUAUAUAUAAAUGAAAAUUUCAAGGAAGAAAUGUUUAUAUAGCGAUUCAAAAUAAUCUAAAACUCUUUUGAUUAUAUGAGAGGGGAUGACUUUAAUAUUUUCAAGGCAAUAGGAGCAAUUUACAAAAAGAACAAUAAUAGUUAAGAAUAUGUCAAGCUCAUAGAUUAGUAUAUUUAAGUGAAGUUAAACAGAGAUCAAAAUUUGGAGUUAGCAAGUAACUCUAUAUAUUUAAUCUAAGAUUUAUUUGAAAUGAAUGAAGUGAAUUAAGCAAUAUCUAUGAUUGAUAAAAUCUAUGAACAACUUAGAGUGUCUAGUAGCAAUUUAGCUACAAAUUACUCUGAUAUUGUCUUUGGAGAAAAUUGCAUUAACAUAUUCCUAAUAAAUAAUUAGUUUGAAAAAGCCCUUGAAUACUCAGAAAAAGUUCUUUAACCAUACAAGCAAAUUAUGCAAGACAAUCCUAAUCAUAUCUUGAAUAAAACCUUAAUUAUUGAGAAGAUUAAAGUUCUUAAUUAUGAUGCAACAAUCAAAUCCUAAAAGAGCUUAUCAAAUUCUUAGUUAGAUCAAAUUAUCGAAGAUCUAAAUUAAAUUGAAAAUCUUAUUGGAGAGAAAAGCCCACCUUAUGUGGAGAGAAUUGUUAGACUGAGAAGAAUAAUAAGAUCUAUUUAAGAAUCGAAAAACAAAGUUUUGAUAGCAAAAACUCUUGGGAUAGGUUUAAUUUUGUCUGGAGUUGUAGUUGGAGCAAUUAUUUUCUUAAAUAAGAAGAAAAACUGA